Molecule: messenger RNA, 949 nt
Organism: Athalia rosae (coleseed sawfly)
Lineage: Eukaryota; Metazoa; Arthropoda; Insecta; Hymenoptera; Athaliidae
Exons: 3
Coding region: 334-825 (163 amino acids)
Source: RefSeq, a predicted model, not a curated record
CCGGGAGUGAAGAAUUCAAGGUUCCAAGAGGUCAUACAUUAUUUAUUUAUAAAAAGUAAGAUUCCGAAAAUACUCUUAUAGAAAUGCUGUACACUUUGGGAAAAUUAAAAAACUAGCCUCAUAUGAAACCUAAUCAUAAAAAUCGAAUAAUAAUCCCAUAAAGACCGUACAAGCCAAGUGAUUCGACCUGCAUCUGAUUCUUGCCUUUGUAUUUCGUCAACCAAGCGCCUCAACUCUGCCUACGGCGUAGCGCAGUCCGAAAAACGACAUCAUGAGUUCAUUCGAAAAAUCAGAGGCAAAGACUUGAGGAGCUGUACCUUAUCUCCAACAGAAAUGUGGUCUUUAUUAUUUCAAGUAUUAACGGUAUAUUUCCAGAUGUCAAUUAUACGAGCAACAUUCAGCGAAAAUUGGAAUACCGAAACUGUGAAAAACGACGGUGAACAUCUGAUGAGAUCAAAUAUAACGAAUUUCCCUUCGAAUUCUGUGACCCUUUCGAGACGACCAAGUUCCGUAUGGGGUUGCGACAACUAUUCAGCGGCUGUUUACGUUUUUACAAAGAGAGCCGCAAUUUUUGCGAAAGAAUUGACGAAUUACUUAGAAGCUUCGAAUUCGGAUUUGAUGCUAAAUGCUGAAAAUUAUACUGCUCACGCCGCACUUUCGGGCAAGGAACAAAAAAUCAAAGUACUUCGUGCCGGGAUCGAAGUUUACAGAGAUCUCAACAUUAUUUCGAAGAUCCUAUGGCAAGAUUCUUGGAACGCAAUCUCAUUGCUUGGAGAACAAUUGUCGGACGAACUGGAAACCCAAAUUUCUAGGAUGACUUUUUGAUCCAGAAAUUAUAGAGAUCAAUCGGCAGACAAAAGAUGUACUUGAAUUGACCGAUGAAAUUCAAAGUUGGUCAUUCGUAGCAUUUUAAAUUAAUUUCAGAUUUAUUAUAAAUUGUUUGAAAUUA